GUCUGCGCUUCUGCCCCGGACGAACCCCAGUUCCCAAUCCCCUCCCCUUGAUCUCAGCAAUGGCGAAACCCGAGGCCGGCGGCGCGUGGGCCUGGCGGCUCCUCGCGGAGGACUUCUCCGCGCCCUACAGGGAGGACCGCUUCUGCGUGCCCUGCGCCGCCGCCUUCUGCGACCACUGCUGCGGCGCGCACCACCGCGGCCAGGGGAGGCAUGAGGUCGUCGUCCUCGGAGCCGCCUCCGCCUCCGCCUCCUCCUCCGAAGGGGCUCAGGCCCAGGCCCAGCCCGGCGCGGCCCAUUGCCCCGCCCGCAGCGGGGUCAGGGACUCGUUCUGCGUGAGCUGCGGCGCCGGCUUCUCCGCCGCGCUGUGCGGGGCACCACGUCGGGCCCGACACCUUCCGCGUCGUCGUCUGCGAGGGCUACUACUGCGCGCGCUGCACGGGCUCGGAGCCGUGGUUCCACCUGUUCACCGGCAUCCAGACAUUCCGUGACAAGAAGGGUCACAUCCUGGUUCCGCUGCAUUCUCACUGCAGCGGGCGCAGGUGCAAGAGCUGCGGCGGGUGCUGCCGGUAGAUGAGGCCCAGGCACUGGCCAGCGAGCAUGAAAAUCAGCCAAGUUCUGGCCGGCCAUCAGACCAUGGUAGCCACAGUAUUUGUCAUUUUAACGAGCUCUGAGCCUGGCGAUAGGCUUCUGGAUUCUGAUCAUUUGUGAACAAGACAAUGGUCGUGCUGCUGUCGUUUGAUUUGUUUUUCUUCUGUAACUCGGUGUUUGUACCGCAUGGUAUGCUGCUGCGCUAUCGGGUUCUGAAUUUUACUGCUGCCUGCUUGAACUUGGAAUUUCCCUAGUAUAACAGUCUUGCUACAAGGAAUCCUUCGAGUACUUCUGGGGAAGGUCCGAUGAUAGGAUAUGCAUAUUCUGCAACAUUAGAA
Messenger RNA from Panicum virgatum (switchgrass), 926 nucleotides. RefSeq lists its product as uncharacterized. Bases 60 to 488 code for a protein of 142 amino acids. Lineage: Eukaryota; Viridiplantae; Streptophyta; Magnoliopsida; Poales; Poaceae. The record is from RefSeq and is a predicted model, not a curated record. The transcript has 3 exons.